AAGUCGUGAAACUAUUUCUCCUAAAACUAUUUUUUAUUUCUUGGCGUUGUCCUUAGUCAACUGACGGGACAUUAGUUCGACUCAUAAAUAAAACAACAAUUUUACUAUAUAUUUUCAAUUUUUUUUUUCGCAAGCGUCGCACGUGCGAGCUUUUCCCCCGAUAUUUAUAUUCGCCACUCACACACACGCGCACCGAGAGCGACACGUCCGAACGGUUCCAGAGCCGUUAAAUUUUCGAACUAAAACUGAGUGUCGGGGGUGUAGUGUGGCCAGUUCUUCUAGCGCUCGUUUCGUAACUAGUUUAACUAGUCCGCGAGUUCAUCGGAUAACGUGACCACUUAAAAGAUUAGAUUUUGGGAUAUGCGGAUAGAUUGUCACUACCAAUUUACAAUACUUAAUCAAUGUUUAAUUAAAUCAGCAAAUGCUAUCGAUAAGCCAAACUGAAAAAUUGCCAUUUAGUUCGUUUCUAACCGUGGCGGUCCCAAGUUCAUGAUCAAGUGCCCUUAGACCUAUAGAAAAAAUGGACUCAAAAAUUACCUUUCUACUUACAACGCUACUAUUUGUGCUCGUGGCCAAAAUCAAUGGGUCUGCUCUGAACGCCAGCAAUUAUCAGUACCAAGUGGUGGUCGAGCAGACAGCGCCAGACGAUUCCCAGAUCGAAUAUAUAUUCCUCAAACAGUCGGAUAUGAUGAAGGUAUGGGGCACAAAUCUCACUGCCAUUACCUGGGCCCAUGCCGUCAACAGCCAGCAAUUGCUGGACGAGGUCCUAACCGAAACCAGUGGCAUUGACUUCAUCGAAGCGGACAUUGUGCUGGGCAAACUGAAUGGCGAUGGCGAGGACAUGCCCAUAAUGGCCCAUCCGCCGGCCAAUGUCUCUGAUCUUACGCUGUCGGAAUUUCUCAACCAGAUCAUUAAUUUCAACCGUGAUCAUGAGGACCAAAAAAAGGGCGUUAAGCUCGACUUCAAGUCGAUCGAGGUAUUCGAGGGUUCCCUGGACAUUCUGGACGUGAAUAUUCCGAACGUAAGUUUGCCUACCACGUAUCCUGUGUGGAUAAACGCCGAUAUUCUAAGUGGUCCCGUGGAACAGAAUAGAACCGUACCCGUUGAUGCGGACCGAUUCUUCGCCGGCUGUAUGCGCUACAAACAGGCAGUGCUCUCCAUUGGCUGGACAACUAACUGGGGAGCCGACUUCCGGGAUGGCGAGUACACGCAGCAGCAGUGUGAUGACAUGCUGGAAACGCUGAGCGAGAACAAUGUCCUAUCCACUGGCCAGGCCAUAACCUUUCCCGUGCGCGCUGGCAUUGCCGCCAACAGCGAGGAGCAACUGCAUCGACUGGUGGCCGCGGUGAACGAGACAAACGAGAGCACCCUGACCAUCUGGUCGUCUGCCGGUGACUAUGUGGAUGUGGAUAAGUUGCGCAAACUGAUCUUCAGCUUCGGCUUGGAUAGAGUCUAUCUGGAUGUGCCGGAGGAGCUGGCCUCACAAUUGAACCUGGACAAUCCCGGCAACGGAGCCAGCACCUUCAAAUCCCUGUUUGGCUUCAGUUUCAUGAGCCUUUGUUUUUGGGCUCUGUCCAGCUGGAUGCAGCGGUUAUAAUAUACGUAAUUAAUAUAAGUACGGUAAUCAGAGCAAUUUUUAUACAACUUCCAGAAAACAUAAUUAAAACUUAUACUUUU
Drosophila melanogaster (fruit fly) is the source of this 1677-nucleotide messenger RNA. RefSeq lists its product as uncharacterized. The record is from RefSeq and is marked reviewed. The transcript is spliced from 5 exons. NCBI's taxonomy places the organism in Eukaryota, Metazoa, Arthropoda, Insecta, Diptera, Drosophilidae. The coding region runs from base 521 to 1597 and encodes 358 amino acids.